AUGAACGACACAAGACUCUUGUGCACUGAUGGUCACGUUCACACUUCGUCCAGAACUAUCAACGAGAAAUGGCAAUGGGUCAGCUUCAGACUCCAGUCUACCUAUGAUGGUUUUUUUGCCCAAGUGGACUAUCCAAAGAUCUGGGUUCAUGGGUUUUUGUCCUGGAUCUACAGAAACACUGUUUCCGCUUACGAUACUCUAGACGUGUAUUCGGGCAUGCUUAUGAUGGCUGCAGAAUCUAUGAAGCACGACCUCUUCACGUGUCUGGAGGAUGUGUUGGUCGGGUGGGAUAUCAGAAGUGGCUCUGAAGCAAUUCUCAUCUGGGAGCGGGCUUCCAUAGCGUCAUCGGCUCGAGUUCAGAACUACAUCGUUGAGUACGUCAAGGCAGACCCUCUUCUUGUGUUUGCAGAUUCGGGCUUCUACAGCUUACCUUCCGAAAUGAGAAGCCUGCUGUGCAAACGGGUCAGCGAUAGUCGUAAGAUCAAGACCCAGCGGUCCGUAUAUCUCAAAAGCGAGGAUUCAGACGAUGAAAGCACCGAGGCUCUCGAGGCUCUCACUCUCGACGGCCUCACAGCCACUCCAUAUGGGUCUCAUCGUGGUGCUUCUACCAUGUCUGUUGUCAGAAUCCCCAAAUCCAACUUAGCCGGAAACAAAACUUCGGGGACAGGCAACCCAGCGAAAGCCAGUCACAAGAAGAACAUGUCGGUACCAACAAACCCUGCUCCGAGCUUGUGA
This is a messenger RNA of Yarrowia lipolytica CLIB122, 735 nucleotides long. RefSeq lists its product as uncharacterized. The record is from RefSeq and is a predicted model, not a curated record. Lineage: Eukaryota; Fungi; Ascomycota; Dipodascomycetes; Dipodascales.